AUUAAGUUCGAUCAUUACUCGUUCAUUAAUUAUAUAGUGAUCUCUCUGAGACAACUCAAAAAUCCAUCUCUCCUAAUUUGCACGUCCUUCUCUCCGUAGACUUCGACAUGGAAACAAGUAGAAUUGCAGGAUAUUUCAAGGACAAGAACAUCCUCAUUACGGGCGCUACUGGCUUUCUAGGAACAAUAUUUGUGGAGAAGUUGCUUAGAGUUGAACCAAAUGUUAACAAGCUCUUCCUCCUUGUGAGAGCCACCAAUGUUGCGUCACCUAAGCAGCGCAUUCAAAGCGAGGUGAUAGGGAAGGAAAUAUUUCAGGUUUUGAAAGACAAACAUGGCAAAGGAUUUCAUUCCUUCAUCGAAGAAAAGCUGAUUCCUGUAGCGGGAGAUGUUGUUCAUGAAAACCUUGGGAUAGAGGACUCUGAUAUAAAAGAACACUUAUGGAAGAAAAUCAACAUAAUUGUCAAUGUAGCUGCAACAACCGGCUUUUUUGAAAGAUAUGAUGUGGCUUUGGAUGUGAAUGUCUUGGGAGCCAAACAUGUGUUAGAGUUUGCAAAGAAAUGCGUUAAUCUCAACAUGCUGCUCCAUGUUUCCACUGCUUAUGUGGCUGGCGAGAACGAUGGACUAAUAUUGGAGAAUCAGUUUAGCAUGGGAGAGACACUAAAAGGAAACUCAUACUUAGACAUUGAAGCAGAACUAAAUUUGGUUAAAGAAAGAAAGAGGGAACUAGACUUCGACCAGUCGACCGAUAAUAUAGAGAAGAAGCUAGAAAUUUUGGGUGGCCUAACACCUAUGUGUUUACAAAGGCCAUGGGGGAGAUGUUGCUUGGGCAUUUGAGAGAAGAUCUGCCUCUUGUUAUCAUUCGGCCCUCUAUAAUAACAAGCAUUUACAAAGAGCCCUUGCCUGGGUGGAUGGAAGGAACCAGGACUAUCGACACCUUCAUCAUUGGUUAUGCCAAGGGAAAACUCACGUGCUUCCUAGGAGACCCUAAUUCUACAAUGGAUGUGAUCCCUGGAGACAUGGUGGUGAAUGCGAUGAUUUCAACGAUAGUGGCUCAUUCAAGUCAGCAAGAUGAAUUCAUCUACCAUGUAGGCUCGUCAAUGAGAAAUCCUGCGUCAUACUCUAUUCUGGAGCAAUGCGGGUACGAGUACUUCUUGGAGAAUCCUCGCAUUGGAAAAGAUGGAAAGCCCACGAAAACAAAGAGGCUUCCUAUCUUCAGAACUUUGGGAAGUUUUCAAGGGUAUAUGACCCUAAGAUAUAAGCUACCGUUGGAGGUACUGCACAUGCUGAAUCUAAUAUUUUGUGGAUUGUUCGCGCAACGUUACAAUGAGCUCAGCAGGAUGUACAAGUUCAUUAUGCACCUGGUCGACCUUUAUGCACCUUAUGCCUUCUUCAAGGGAUGCUUUGACGACACUAACUUGGAAAGGUUAAGGGUGCAAAUGAUGAAGGACAAGAUUGAAGCACAAAGAUUUGAUUUUGACCCCAAAUCUAUUGACUGGAAGGAAUAUUUCUACAAUAUCCACAUCCCAGGGGUCUUAAAGUAUCUACAGAAAUGAAGACAUAUACAUGGUUACUCGCUGUUACUGCUCGAUCAGCCUAUAUACAUUUUCUUGUGUUUCCUUUUACAGAGAGAAAAUCUACAUUCAACUUUCAGAACAAUUUCUUAUUGGUUGUUGCACAAAUAAAAAAUUCAUGUCAAGAAAAAUACUUUCCAGAUCUUCCUUGCACGGAACAAAAUGAGGGGAGGAUAUGUAUUUGAUAUAUAAUCAUUUAAAAAUUUCUAGUUCUGUUAUAUAUUUAUGUCAA
Ananas comosus (pineapple) is the source of this 1802-nucleotide messenger RNA. Its product is annotated as probable fatty acyl-CoA reductase 4. The record is from RefSeq and is a predicted model, not a curated record. Gene Ontology annotation, biological process: long-chain fatty-acyl-CoA metabolic process; suberin biosynthetic process. Gene Ontology annotation, cellular component: intracellular membrane-bounded organelle. NCBI's taxonomy places the organism in Eukaryota, Viridiplantae, Streptophyta, Magnoliopsida, Poales, Bromeliaceae. Gene Ontology annotation, molecular function: alcohol-forming very long-chain fatty acyl-CoA reductase (NADP+) activity.